AUGGCCCACAUCCUAUCUCUUCCUGUCGAAACCCUGACCGACAUUCUGGGCAUUCUUAUGCCAUUUAGAUCAUCAAAAUGGCAUGGAUUUGAUGAAAUCAAACAGAGCUUGCAUCUUCGCCUCGUAUGCCGGGAUUUUGAAAGCAUUGUGUCUCGGAUGGUACUCCCGAGAAAGGGUCGCACUUUUAUCCUCCCGGAAGUGUGUCCGAGUAACAGCUAUACUAUGGCCUGGCUUGUCCGUAUGAAAUGCCUGCUAGAUGACAUGCAAAAAGGUUCGCUUACUACAUACUUUCGGCAAUGGGCGUCAUUCAUGGCGGCCCAGAGCACUUGGAAUGGGGAUGACCGGCCUAUCAGUGAGAUUGAAUGGCUGAGAACUAUCUGCAGAUCUGCCGUUGAAUCCCAGUCUCGACACUCGGAUUUAGCAGCACUUCUUCAUCAACACAAUGAUGGUAGUGUACCGUCUGGUCUUGUUGAGAUAGAUUUUGACCUCCCUCUGCGUCUCCUUGAAAGACAGGAGCACGCACCAGACGGCGAUAGGGUUGACAUAAUGAGAGACGCCGUAGGCGCUCUUCACAUUGCUGCACACCAAGGAAUCAAUGCAGCUGUUAAUACUUUGCUUAUUGCUGGGGCCGAUCCUACCUAUAAGCAUCCAGUUUUCGGUUACCCAGAAGACAACGCAGUUAAUGGCGGCCACCUCGAGAUUGUGUCCCUAUUACAAAAAUAUGGAAGCACGCAUGAAUCUCGCACGCGCUCUGCCCGCCUCCUCUCUAUUGCUGUGAAGAGAGACUACACUCGGAUUUUCAAAUUCUUGCUGAACUCAAGCCCCUUCCUUUUUCACAAGGUGGAUCUAUAUGGCUGGAUAGAAAGAGCAUGUGAGCGCGGUAAUAUCGAUAUCAUUCGUGAGCUUUUCUCAUGGGUUGAUAAGUCGUCUCCCCGGGAAGAGGAAAACCGGGGUUUAAUAAGCAGACUUCUCUGCCGCCCCAAGCCAGUCGAAAGUAAAGACUCUUUAAGAUACGGAAUACGCCAGGAAGAUCAGCAGCGCCCUCAGAAUAUUGUUAGAAAAGCAAUACAGCAUGGCCAUCCCGAAAUCGUUCAAUUCCUUAUCCGUCGACAUGAAUUCCGGCCGGCGAAAGCAAAAGAUAUACGGGAGCCUUUAUUUACAGCUUGCCGGCAAGAUCGAGGAGAUAUUCUUACCAUUCUACUUGACCACUACUAUGUGGACCGGAGUGUACUAGCCUUGCUAUUGCGUGAUGCGGCAUACUUUAGCAGGGUCUCAGUCAUCAAGGCGCUCUUGCGUCAGCCAGAUCUCAGGGCAGUUAUGGGGUCUUCCUCGAUGCAGAUGACUUUGUUGUUUGCCAUCAAAUAUGGCAACAAGGAUGGCAACUCGUUGGAGAUUGUCCAGGUGCUACUGCUAGAGAAGGGUAUUGAUCCAAAUGCAUGUCAUGGUUGCACACCGCUAGAGGCCGCCGUCGAAAGAGACGAUGCAGCCAUGGUGAAACUGCUUCUCAGCCACCAAAAAGUGAAUCCAAAUAUCAGAGGUCAUGAGCAUAGUCCCCUUUGCAAUGCUGUGCGAGGGAAAAGUUUAGAGAUAGUGCGGCUACUUCUCGAACGACAAGAUACAGAUGUGAAUCAGGGUUGCUCAGAUGUCGAGGACUAUGGCGACGCACUUCGUUUUGCAAGUCAACUUGGCGACGUACUCAUCACAAAACUGCUCCUGUGUCGGAAGGAUAUCGACGUGAAUAAAGCCGGCAAGCACCGUCCCCCUUUGGCUGUUGCGGCUUCUUGCGGAAACGGUGAAAUCAUCUCAGAGCUUCUCAGCCACCCUGACAUUGAUCCAAAUCAUGCAUCCAUCUCACAAGAGCCGCUCAUGGUUCAUGAGAUGGCAAAAGGUAGCUGGAGUUUUGAAAUGACAUCAUCCGAAACCCGAUAUGGUUCAAUCUCAGACUCACCAUUACUAUUGGCAGCACAAAACGGCUACUUAGACGCCGUCAAAUUGCUAUUGGAGGAUUCACGUGUGUCUACGAUGUCUUUAGAUGAAACUGGGAGAACACCGCUGUGGUGGGCAGUCCACAAAAGCUCGCCAGAUAUUGUCAACCUUCUACUGGAGAAGGAUGGCGGAGAACAGAUCAACAAACAAGACUUCCAGGGUUGGACGCCAUUACAUGUUGCGGUGAACCAGAAAUGCUUUUCUGCAUUCCUUAUUUUAUUAUCUCAUCCGAAUAUCGAACCAAAUAUAGUAACUAAGGAUGGAUGGGCACCAUUACAUAUGGCCAUAGCUGGUGGGAUGGGCUUAAUGGUGAAAACGCUACUCGAAAACUCAAAAGUCAACUGCGAGCAGAGAGUGAACAAGGCUGGCAUGACACCAUUCGGGUUGGCGAAGGAGAUAGGAAACGAAGAUACAAUUGCUCUGGUGUCGAAAUCGCCUCGCACACGCCCAAUCGCGGGGUCUGAGUUGCUGGUUAAAACAAAAACAACUUGA
Molecule: messenger RNA, 2478 nt
Organism: Clonostachys byssicola
Lineage: Eukaryota; Fungi; Ascomycota; Sordariomycetes; Hypocreales; Bionectriaceae
Source: the annotation of a GenBank genome assembly